Molecule: messenger RNA, 984 nt
Organism: Papilio machaon (common yellow swallowtail)
Lineage: Eukaryota; Metazoa; Arthropoda; Insecta; Lepidoptera; Papilionidae
Product: RNA-binding protein 48
Exons: 2
Coding region: 88-984 (298 amino acids)
Cellular component (GO): nucleoplasm
Molecular function (GO): nucleic acid binding
Source: RefSeq, a predicted model, not a curated record
CCAGCAGACAUUUAUUUUAUUUUCAAACAAUAACAAAAUCACUAAUUUGGUGUCUUCCGAUGUAUUAAUAUAUUAAAUAGUUUAGUUAUGCAGACAAAUAAAACUGAAAACGAAAACAAAAUAGUUUUACCUCAUCACGAACAACAACCGCUCUGUACAAAUCGUCUACCGUACCGACAAGGACGAAAAUUAACUGCUGUAAAGGUAUACACAAUAGCCAGUGAAUCCAAUCAUCUUCUAAUAUUUGGAGUACCAAGCCUAAAUCUUCGACAAGAGACUAAAGCGUUAUUCAUGAAGUUUGGUAAACUUUUAAAGUUUAACAUAUCAACAGAACAUCCCGCAGAACCAUUUACUGAAACAUAUCAUGCUCAAUAUGAAAGAAUACAAUCAUCUAGGAUCGCUAAGAGAAUGUUGGAUACCAAAAACUUCUACGGUGGAUCUCUACAUAUAUGUUACGCACCGGAAAUGGAAACUAUUGAAGAAACGAAAGAGAAAAUACUUCAAAGACAAAGAGAUGUCUUAUACAGGCUUCGUAAUUUACAAAUAAAUAAAGAAAAACCAAAAAAGACAUUAGAUUUAGAAAUAUCAAAGGAAAAAGAUGUUAAAAAACUAAACAUGGGAGAAAUAAAUACAAUUACUUUAAGUAAUAAAUCAAUUAGAAAUAACAAAAGGAAAAAAUCUUUUGAUGAAGUCAUAAAAAAGUAUAAACCAUGCUUUAUUGCUGAUCAGAAAACCAUAGACAAUGUUAAUAAAUCAAAUAAUGAAAGUAUAGAUAAAAAAUUACCUAAAGUUAUAGAAAAAGAACCCGUAUUAAAAAAAAUAGAAACUCCAGUACAAAUUGUAGAUUGUACAUCUACGGAGACAGAAAUAAUAACAAAUAUAAAUGAACAUUUGAGUUAUGAUAAAUUUGGUAAUGAAGAUAUUAGAAAAAUUAAAAAUAAACCUCUCAAUAAGAUUGUGUUCAAUUUAAAUAAAAAAAGUUAA